UCAACAGAAACAUAGAAAGAGACUAUGAUACAUGUUAUUAGUCGACUAUGUUACCUAACAUCUAAUAAUAAAGUUUCUAAAAUAAAAGGAAUACUUUGAAGUCACAAAGGCCUAGGAAUACCGAUAUGGUGAACACUGCAGCAGACUGGUAAAGACCAAAAUUAAAAGCCUAUUCAGUUUGUUGGAAGAUGCGGUGUAACCCCCUUUUAAUUAAUUGACUUUGUACAUAAUGUACCUCAGUUUUCAUCACCGAAAGGCUUCAUCUCUGACACGUUUCUGGUGAGCUCAUCGAAUUUGAAUCUGAGUCGUCGAAAAUUGUUUCGCUUUAUAUUACCCACGUUUGAUGAGAUCUGACUGAAAAACUCUCGUGAAACUCUCUCCCCCUAACUCCAAAUGACUCACAAAACAAUAAACUGUUUGAAAAAUACUUAACAUCUCUUGGCUUGCUCUAGUAUUUCUGUUGUUUCAAGUCUUUAAAGCUUAAGGGAACUGCUUACCUUUUAAUGCUUCGUCAUCAAUUUCUAAAGUCGGUGUGAUGUCACUUUGAUGUUUAACUUCAAUAACACUUCGCGCCAUUUUUAAAAACUGGAAAACUUAAUUCUGUACAAAUUUGAAAAAAGGAAUCAAAUGGAAUCAGUGCAGUUAUAACCUGAUUUCCAACAAUAUCAUCAACAUGGUCUUUUUGCAUAAUUUCUUAAUUCCUAGAAGCUUCUGUCCUUAAAACAAUGCCAAUGGUAUAAAUAACUAGGGGUCUUUCCCUAUUUAUAGAAACAUCUGCCCUUGAAACAAUAACUUUCUAAAUUAUGCCAUAGUAUAAUUAAUUGGGAGUCUUUCUCUAAAUUCUUAGAAACAUCUGUCCGUGAAGAAACAACUUGCUGAAUUAUGCCAUAGUAUAAUUAAUUAGGGUUCUUUCUUUAAUUCCUGGAAACAUUUGUCCUUGAAACAACAGCUUGCUGAAUUAUGCCAUAGUAUAAUUAAUUGGGGGUCUUUCCCUAAUUCCUAGAAACGUCUGUCUUGAACAAUACCUUUCAAAUUCCCCAUCCAUACGUUCCUUUUUUUUUUUUUUUUUUUUUGAAAUAACCAAAAAUAGGCAUGUAUAUUGAGUUUCCAAUGAAAUGAUUCCUUGAUUGUGGUAUGUUUCUCAGAGGUGUUCGAAAAUAUCCCGACAGUUUGUUUUCGUUUUGUGGUUCUGUGGUUACUGGUCACGCGUGACAGACACCCAAUACAUUCUAAUUUUUAACGCAUGCUCAAUAUGAAAUGUUGAGGCGGCUGGCAGUCUUCUUUAACUAGGAAACGCCACGCAGGCAUGGACAUCCAACAAGUGUAUGGAGGUCCGUGUGAUUUGAUUUUGGUAGUCAGUGAUGGUAAAGAGUUCAAGGCUCACAGAAAUGUUCUUUCCGAAGCAAGUCCAUUUUUUGAUAAGCUUGUCAACUGCGAUAUGAAGGAAAAGAAGGAAGGAGUCGUUCGACUGGAAAUGUUCACCGAUGCUCAAAUGGCAGAUGUCCUGGAGUUUAUUUACAACGGCGACAUUCAAAUCUUCACCCGAGAAGAUGCCGAGAAUCUUUUUGUAGCAGGAGAUUACCUACUUCUUGCGAAACUUAAAUCUAUCGCUGCAGAGUUUCUCGCAAAAGCGUUGUCAACUUUCAACUGCGUUUCAACUUUCCACAUUGCGAAUAUGUAUUUUUGCGAGAAGCUGAUUUGCAGCACCCGGAAAUUCAUCCUUUCAAACUUCACUGCUGUCGCAGCGACGGAGGACUUCAUGAACUUAACAAGCCACGAACUGGAGGAAUGGAUUGCCAGCGACGAAAUUGUGAUCAGCGCCGAGGAAGAGGUUUUUACGAUCAUUCUACGCUGGAUUAAUUGCACCAGAAGCGAACGAAACGUAGAAUUUGGCAAGCUCUUUCGUCAUGUGCGCCUUAACUUUAUCGCGCGUGACUUUUUGCUCAGUGAUGUCGAGACCAAUGAUCUUGUGAGAGAAACCAAGGAAUGCUUCGAUAGCGUGACUGAGGCCUUAACGAGGCUUGAUGAUGCUUGCGGUUGUCUUGCUCCUCGACCAGAAUCUCGGCCUAGGAAAUCCCUUGAGAUUUGUGGCAUCGUAAUGACUGGAAAGGCGGCGUUCUGCACAUUUUUCUACGUUCCUGAAAAAGACCAAUUUUAUCGUUUACACAAAAGAGACCAGCCAAAGAGUUUGCCGAAGCACGCACAUGCAAUUUCUUGCCGUGGUAAACUGUUCCUUGUUACUGAAGACAUCAUCAGUACACAGGUUUAUGAUCCAUCAUUUAACCGCUGGUCUCCAGCUCCGUGGACAAAAUUCGGUACACACUUGAAAAUGAUCCCUGGGCUUCAAAUCCUUACAGCGGUGUUAGUUGUUGGAAAUGAAGUCUGUUUUGUUGUGGAAGAAAGGGGAGAGGAUUUAACGUGGCUCUGGAGAUUCAACCUCGAUUUGAAUUCUGUCAUUGCACCAACACAUCCCGUUGAUAAAAAGUCUGUCUGUGCUGUGGCUUGGGGCAGGCAUAUCUACAUCAUCGGUGGGUCAAAAGAUCUUGAAGCCUUGAGGCAGUGCUCACGAUUCGAUACCAUGGAAAACAAAUGGCAGGAGGUAUCGGGUUUGCCCUAUGGGAGGUACGGAGCUCAUGGAGUCGGCACAAAGGAAAAGAUAUACAUUGCUGGAGGUAGUGAUGAGUGGUCUGAACCUGUGUUUAGUUGUGAAGUCCACAAUGUGUUUAGUAAUGAGUGGAGUCUGAUUGGUAGUUUAAGUUGCCCUAGUGUGAGAGGCAUGGUAGUCUGCAAUGAGUUGUUAUAUGUGGUUAGUGCCAGCAUGGUUCCUUACAUCCAAUUUCUCAAAUUAGAGAUUGAGUGCUACGAUUAUGAAAAGGAUGAAUGGACAGUUAAGAAGAGCAUUUAUUGCAACGCAGAUGUAGCCAUUAAGGGGAAGGCCUCAUCAUUUAGUUUUUUUAAAGGAGAUCUUGACAAAUUGAAGCCCUUUCAUGAAACUGGGUUGAAUUUCACUAGUGGUGAUACAGGGUCUAUGUUCACUGAUCACCAUUAUAAUUGGGAUCAUAUACUCGAGUAUUAUUAAGUGAAGGGGACUCUCAGAGACCUGGCGUUAGCACGCAAUGUGACACCCUAAAAUCAAGUGAAUAAUGAAUAUAUUUCUUUGUUUCUUUUCUGACGGUUCAGAUUUCAGAGCUUUCUUCAGAGGUCGAGUCCUUGUAUAAAAGUGUAAGGAAAAUUAAGGGAAGCUCCUUGCCAUUAGGGUACUGUCACUGUGCUGUACUGUACUUUACUGUACUGUAACAGAAAGGUCAGCGUAAAAGACGUUUCUUUGUGGAUCAUAUGUUAUGAUUUGAGGGAUCUGACCGUCCUUAAGCCAUUUUUUUCACUACACUUUGGUUUUUACUUAAAUAAUUUGCAUGCAAGUUUACUAGGCUUUCUCACUAGGAAAAAAAGACUGUUUGAAAUGUUGGCUAGCUGUUUUUUUUAAUAGUCCACUGUUAAUAGUAAAAAGAACAGAAUAACAAAACUGAUCUGUUGAUAGAGUUUUGUCCAAAAAGGGAGACAAAAGGAUAACAGCAAUUGUAAUAUAGCGGUAAUUUACACAGGCUCAGUGCUACCUGUUAUUGGUUGACUUGUGGUCAUGUGGUCUUGGUGAAAUCGAACUGGCAACCUGUUGUAUAUUGUAUUAUACUGGUUAAAUAGUACUUAAGAUAUUCCUUUUACAGUUUGAUUAGCCUUUAAUUUCUCAUUUAAACCUAUUGUACACCGUUCUAAAACUAAUGGUAGAUGCGGUAGUCCAAAAAAAGCGAUUAAAGGCAUCAUAAGCGUA
Molecule: messenger RNA, 3826 nt
Organism: Orbicella faveolata
Lineage: Eukaryota; Metazoa; Cnidaria; Anthozoa; Scleractinia; Merulinidae
Product: kelch-like protein diablo
Source: RefSeq, a predicted model, not a curated record